GGACAGAUCAUGCUGUAUGUGGAUGGAAUGAACGGCCUCAUAAGUCACAACGAAACCGUCCAAUGGCUUUACACACUCGUUGGAUCCAAGUUCCGUCUGGUAGUGAAGACAGCUCUGAAACUGUUACUGGUGUUUGUGGAGUACACUGAACCCAACACUGCCCUGCUCAUCCAUGCUGUCAACACCGUGGACACCAAGAGAGGCUGUAAGCUGUGGUCCAAUGCCAUGGAGAUUCUGGAGGAGAAGGAUGGGGUGGACACAGAGCUGCUGGUGUAUGCCAUGACCCUCAUCAACAAGACUCUAGCGGGCCUGCCUGACCAGGACUCAUUCUAUGACGUGGUGGACUGUUUGGAGGAGCAGGGCAUGGAGGCCAUGUCUCAGAGACACCGAAGCAGGAAGGGAACAGACCUGGACCUCAUGGAGCAGUUUAACAUUUACGAGACUGCUCUGCGCCACGAGGACGGGGACGACGAGAGCCAGCCGCCUACCGUGGGUCGGAAGAACCGGCGGCGUGCCAGCGUGGGGGGCACCAACGACCGGCGAGGCCUGGAGAGGAGACGCAGCCGGAGACACUCCCUCCAGAAUGGGAGAGGCCUCACCUCGGCCCCCGCUUCUCCCAGCAGCCCUCACUCUCACGGGGGACACAACGGUAGCUUUCUGCCCUUCGGAGGUCAGGGCAUCGACGACGUUAGCGAAAGAGAGGAGGAAGAGGAUGAGGAGGAAGAGGAGGAUGAGGAUGAGGAAGAUGAUGAGAGUCAUGAUAUCACAGAGACCACUAGAAAGGGCUUCCACAGCAGCCAAACAGCUGUAUUGUAUACAUCUAGAGCACCCGUUAGUGCUGGAAGCCGACACAUAGGCCACGUCAUGGCGCUCCCUGGCAGGUCCCAGGGUGUAGCCAGCGCCAGCGCCCCCACCACCCCUGUAAACCGCUCCCAGGGUGUUGCCAGCGCCCCCACCACCCCUGUACACCGCACCUUUGCCACCUCAGGGGCCCCACAGCUGGACUCCAAGCCUGACAGACCUUCUCUGGGGAGCUUGUUGUCCUCCUCCUACAGACAACACCAGGAGUCUCUGACUGCAGAGAGAGAGAGGAGGAGACAAGAGAGGGAGGAACGACUGCAGAAAAUCGAGAGGGAGGAGAGGACCCGCUUCAAUCGGGAUUACAUGGACAAGAGGGAAGAGACAAGACAGGCCAGAGAAGAGAGAUAUAAGUGCGUUGAGAGGGUCGCAGCAGAGGAGUAUGAGAAAGAGAGAGAGCGCGCGAGAGCGCCACCUAGGGGGCGCACAGAGAUCACCCUGAGUCUGAGCCCCACCCCCUCCAGUCGCUCCGCCUCCCCCCGCUGUGCCACGCCCUCCUCCAACGCCUCUCCGGAAGAGGCUGGCCCCAUUCCAUCCCAGACAUCCCAGACGCAGGGAAGUGAAGUAGACGUAGAGCCAAGCCGUGACCUUCAGACUAGAACUACAAGUCCAGCGCCAGAGUUAAUAGUAUCAGGACCUUCUCCAGAACCCACAGAGCCCCCCUCCCAAACCCCCUCGGCGCCAGGCGAGGAGCAGGCAGAGACAGAGACGCAGACAGAGAAGCAGGAAGUAACUGAAGUUGAGCCCAAGCAGGAAGUACUAGAGCUAGUGGAGUUAGCGGUAGAUGAACAGACACAGGGUAAAGAGCAGGAAGAAAGUGAGGAGGAGGGUAAGGAGGAAGAGAGACAGUCAGGGAAUGAGGUGGAGGGAGAAGAGAAGGUAGAAGAGGAGGUAGAGGUAGAGGGAGAAGAGGUGGAGAUAGAGGAUGUAGAAGUGGUAGAGAUAGAGGUGGAGGAGGAGGGAGAGAGGGAGCAGGCUGCGUCGGAGGAGAGGGAGGUGGAGGAGAGACUGGUCCUCCUCAGUGAGAAGGAAAGGCAGAACGAGGAAGUGAAUGAGAAGGACAACUGUUCUGCCUCCAGUAUCUCCUCAGCCAGUAGCACUCUGGAGAGAGAGGAGAGGGAGGAGAAAGUCAACAGCAACCAUGAACCAGGCCAGUGCAUUAAGGAGGAAGACGUGAAUGGGCAGUGCAGCAAGAUCCUCAACAGCAAGCGCUUCAUGCUGGACAUGCUCUAUGCCCAGAACAAGACCACUGCCGACGAGGACGAAGAGAAGGCGGGAGAGACGGAACAGACUGAGAAAUGCAAAGAGGGGAUGGAGACGUCAUCACUGGAGGGUCAGGACGGGUCGUCGGUGGCCAGCCUAGCCAGUCGUAUCUCUACACUUGAGGCCAGCAGGCAGGCCUGCGAGGAGAAUGUCAAGAAGAUGGAGGUGCAACACCUGGAAAACCAGGGGAGCGUCAGGGCCGUGGCCGAGAAAUUUGGAGACCUUGUUAAAAGCCUUGUGUCGCCUCAUGAGCUGGAGGCAUUGGAGAAGCAGCAGCAGGGCCAGCUUCAACCUGAUAAAGACAAAGCUCCUCCGGCCCCGUCCUCCUCUCCCCUACCUCCGAAGAAGGAGUCAGAUUAUAUCUGGGACCAGCUGAUGGCAGCCCCCAGGGAGCUGCGUAUUAAAGAGAUGGACUUUACAGACCUGGCAGACGAGGAUGAUCUGGACAUCCUAGACGUGGACAGUGUGCUGAUGGGCUCCAGUGACCUGAUGAUCCCUCCCCCUCCUCCCUGUCUCUCCGCCCUGCCCCCUCCCCCUCCCCUGGGCCUGUUUGGCUGCCCCCCACCCCCUCCUGUCCCUGGCAUGAUGCCCCCUCCCCCGCCCUUCAUGCCCCCCGGACCCGCCCAGCCCUACCCGGGGUCCCCCCAGCUGAGCCGGGGGACAGGGGAGCCCCCUCUGUUCCAGAAGAAGAAGAAGACUAUCCGUCUCUUCUGGAACGAGGUAAGGCCCAUGGACGGCCAGUACAGGAACCACAAGCGUUGUAGAGAGUCUCUCUGGUCCAAACUGGAGCCGGUCAAAGUGGACACGUCCAAGCUGGAACACCUGUUUGAAACAAAGUCCAAGGAGCUGCCUGUUACCAAGAAAACAGCAGUGGAUGGGAAACGACAAGAGAUUAUUGUCCUGGACUCCAAACGGAGCAAUGCCAUCAACAUCGGGCUGACCGUCCUCCCCCCUCCCCGCACCAUCAAGACAGCCAUCCUCAACUUUGACGAGUACGCUUUGAACAAGGAGGGGAUCGAGAAAAUCCUGACGAUGAUCCCCACGGAGGAGGAGAAGCAGAGGAUCCAGGAUGCUCAGCUGGUGAACCCUGACGUCCCCCUGGGAUCAGCAGAGCAGUUCCUCCUCACCCUGUCCUCCAUCACGGAGCUGUCCGCCCGGCUGCAGCUCUGGGCCUUCAAGAUGGACUACGAGGUCACGGAGAAGGAAGUGGCAGAGCCUCUGCAGGACCUUAAGGAAGGGAUGGACCAACUGGAGAAGAACAAGACGCUGCGUUACAUCCUGUCCACGCUGCUGGCUAUAGGCAACUUCCUUAACGGAUCCAACGCGAAGGGCUUUGAGCUGGGUUACCUGGAGAAGGUUCCGGAGGUAAAGGACACGGUUCAUAAGCAGUCUCUACUGCACCAUGCCUGUUCCAUUGUGGUGGAGAAGUUUCCAGACAGCUCAGACCUGUACUCUGAGAUAGGAGCCAUCACCCGCUCGGCUAAGGUGGACUUCGACCAGCUCCAAGACAACCUGAGCCAGAUGGAGCGACGCUGCAAAGCAUCGUGGGACAACCUCAAGGUCAUCGCCAAGCACGAGAUGAAGCCUGCGCUCAAACAGAAGAUGUCUGACUUCCUAAAGGACUGUGCAGAGAGAAUCAUCAUAUUGAAGAUAGUCCAUCGGAGAAUUAUCAACCGGUUCCAUGCCUUCCUGUUGUUCCUGGGCCAUCCAGUGUACGCUGUGCGGGAGGUCAGCAUCCACCGCUUCAGUAAGAUCCUCAGUGAGUUUGCCCUGGAGUACCGGACCACGCGGGAACGCGUCCUGCAACAGAAACAGAAGAGGGCCAACCACAGAGAGAGGAACAAGACCAGAGGAAAGAUGAUCACAGAUGAUGGAAAGUUUGGCGGUAGCGCCCCGGGGCCUGUAAGCCAGGAGGGCGUGCUGACGCAGGGUCUGCAGUACGCAGAGGAAGCAGCGGAGCAUGAGAACAUGAAGGCAGUGCUGAAGAGCAGUUUGCAGGGCUGCAGUGACAGUGGAGCGUCCACCGUGCCAGGCCUACGUACACGCACCAGAGCCAGCAGACCAGGCCGUGUGGGUCCUUGGGGCUCAUCAGUGAUUGAAGACCCACCUAAUUGCACAGACGCUGCAGAUGAGAUCAUGGAGCGCAUCGUCAGGUCAGCCACUCAGGGGCCCAGGACACGGACAGAGCCUCGCGAGAGGAAGAGGUCCAGAGCCAACCGCAAGUCACUGAGAAGAACACUGAAAAGCGGUCUGACGCCAGAGGAGGCCAAUGCCUUGGGGUUGUCCAGUGGUUCAGAGAUGGCUGUGUGACAGGAAGAGAAGUAGAGCUGGAUCCGGCAGCACAGCACACACAGACACCUGGGAAACCCUCUUACCGCCCUUCACUGACCCCUGACCUCUAACCCCUGCUCAUCCAGCCAGCCCGUCAACCGCUGCACCAUAGCUUAGCUUGGUAUUUCCCCUGGUUCAGCUUUAUGAUGACUGUAGCUCACCUUUCUGUCUGUGGUUUGUGCAGGUAGCUGUGACACAGUGUGUCACCUGGUUAAGAUGGUAAACAAUGUUCAGGAAGAGACCAUGAGGAAUAUGGUCCUCACCCAGGAUAAUAGAUGGU
Messenger RNA from Salvelinus fontinalis (brook trout), 4732 nucleotides. RefSeq names its product FH1/FH2 domain-containing protein 3-like. The coding region runs from base 10 to 4431 and encodes 1473 amino acids. Gene Ontology annotation, biological process: cortical actin cytoskeleton organization; sarcomere organization; cardiac myofibril assembly. The record is from RefSeq and is a predicted model, not a curated record. The transcript is spliced from 22 exons. Gene Ontology annotation, molecular function: actin filament binding. Lineage: Eukaryota; Metazoa; Chordata; Actinopteri; Salmoniformes; Salmonidae. Gene Ontology annotation, cellular component: cytoplasm; cytoskeleton.